AUGUCAAAGAAGCGAUUUAUGACUAAGAAGCUGGAUUCUGAGUUCAUUUUCCCCGAAGAAGAUCAACAGAUUGGACGGAUCAUCUCGUCGAAAGGUCGUGAUUUGUUCGAAAUCGAGGAUCAAAAUGCUCAAGUGUAUUUGGCCAGCAUGCCGACCAAAUUCCGGAACACGAUUUGGGCGAAACGUGGUCAAUAUGUCUACUUGUUACCAAUUGAAGAGGGAGAUAAGGUGAAAGCCGAGAUUCAGCACGUUUUGGACACGGAAACCGUGCUGCACCUGCGUGAGCACAAGAAAUGGCCGGAAUACUUUGAAGAAGAAGCCGUCAAGCUCUCGAGGGGAUUCAAACGUGGUGGAGGUGAGAAUGUGAUAGACGACGACAUGUUACCUCCAAGUGAGUCAGAUGGAGAAUACGAAGACGAGGACGGGGAUUUUGAGGACGAAGAAGAUAUAGAAGGUGAGGAGGAUGAUGCUGAAAGUGAAGAAGAAGUUGGUUUUUCCACUUUUAAUCCUAAUAGAGCAGCAGCACCGUCGGAUUAA
Messenger RNA from Bursaphelenchus okinawaensis, 537 nucleotides. Lineage: Eukaryota; Metazoa; Nematoda; Chromadorea; Rhabditida; Aphelenchoididae. The record is from the annotation of a GenBank genome assembly.